Eimeria necatrix is the source of this 2625-nucleotide messenger RNA. RefSeq lists its product as hypothetical. The record is from RefSeq and is a predicted model, not a curated record. NCBI's taxonomy places the organism in Eukaryota, Apicomplexa, Conoidasida, Eucoccidiorida, Eimeriidae. The transcript has 6 exons. The coding region runs from base 1 to 2625 and encodes 874 amino acids.
AUGUACACCUGCUGGGCCUGCAGCAGCAGAGCAGCAGCAGCAGCAGGAGGCCCCUGCGAGUCCUGCGAGCUUCUCCUUGCUGCUCUCACGCAGCAGCAGCAGCAGCAGCUGCAGCAGCAGCAGCAGCAGCAGCAGCAGCAGCAGCAGCAGCAGCAGCAUGAGUUUGCAGAUUUGACUUUAGAAAGUCUGGGAUCGUUCGAUCCCCCGCUGCUGCAGCAGCCGCACCUGGUGUACGUACACCCCAGCGGCGAGCAGGGGCCCCUCUUUAUCCUUUCAGACUCUUCAGAAGAUGAAGCAGCAGCAGCAGCAGCAGCAGCAGCAGCAGCAGCAGCAGCAGGAUCCGACGCAGAAGCAGCUGCUGAGGACGCAGCCGGCGGCGCGGCUGCCCCGAGAGCAGCAGCAGCAGCAGCAGCAACAGCAGCAGCAGCAGCAGCAGCAGCAGCAGCAGCAGCUCGCACGCGCCGCAGCACGCAGCAAGUCUAUGAAAGAGUUUCUCCUUCUCGGGCUGUUCGCUACAGACUUUUCAAGUUGGCGCUGCUGCUGCAGCAGCAGCCUGCUGCUGCUGCUGCUGGCUGUUCUGCUGCUCUUUCUCGAUCGCUUGCUGCAGCAGGCCUGGAGCUGCCUGCUGCUGUUGCUGCUGCUGCUGCCGCGGGAGACGCAGACGCAGCAGCAGCAGCAGCAGCAGCAGCAGCAGCAGCAGGAGUCACGGCCCUCUACGGCUCCGGAGCUAAUGCAGCAGCAGCAGCAAAAGUCACUGCAGUGCUGCUGCGUGCUGUUGGACCUGGGGCUCAAGUGCAAGGGGAUUUGCUGCUGCUGCUGCUGCUGCUGCAUGCGCGGCUGUCUGCCUCGGGCAGGCAGCUGCAGGUCCUGCUGCAGCAGCAGCAGGAUCGGCAGCAGCAGCAGCAGCAGCUGCUGCAGCAGCAGCGUGAGACGCGGAGGCGGAGACGCAAGCAACUACAGCAGCAGCAGCAGCAGCAGCAGCAGCAGCAGGUGUGGGGUGCAUGCACAGCUGAGGCUGCAGCAAGCAGCGAGAGCGAGUCGCCCAGCAGCAGCAGGACCAGCAGCUGCUGCAGCUGCAGCAGCGGCAGCUGCUGCUGCAGCAGCAGCAGCAGCGAAGAGAGCGACAGCAGUCGGAGCAGCCACAGCAGCAAGAGCAGCAAGAGCAGCAACAGCAGCAACAGCAGCCGCAGCAGCAACAGCAGCAACAGCAGCCGCAGCAGCAACAGCAGCAACAGCAGCAGCAACAGCCACCGCGCCAGGCAGCAGCUGCAGCAGUGGUCACGAGCAGCAGCAAAGACACAGGCAGCACUUACAGCAGCUGUUUAUAAGGCCCUCGAUGCUGCUGCUGCUGCCACGCCUAGCGCCAGAGGCAGGCUGCUGCUGCAGCUAACAGAUUUGCUGCUGCGAGAAGGAAAAGCAGCAGCAGCAGAAGAAGAAGCAGCAAAGAAAAUAGGACUGUGGCGCAUGCAGGCGGACCCGCUGGUUGCUGCUGCUGCUGCUGCUGCUAGAUGUGCGCGAGCAGCAGAAGAAAUCCUCACAGACCUGCAGCAGCAGCAGCAGCAGCAGCAGCAGCAGCAGCAGCAGCAGCAGCGGCGGCGGGCGUCCACAGGGACAAGCUCGACGGGUGCAGCAGCAGCAGCAGCAGCAGCAGCAGCAGCAGACCCUAAUGAAGAUGAAACCGAAGACGCUUUGCUGCGUCUUGUGCAGCAUGGGCUGUUUCCGCCGCCGCUGCUUCUGCAAUUUUAUUUGCUGCUCAACCGUAAGAAGGUAGCAGCCGCAACAACAAAGUCAGCACCAGCAAGAACAGCAGCAGCAGAAGCAGCAACAGUAGCAGCAGCAGCCGCAAAAAUAGCAGCAGCAACAGCAGCAGCAGCAGCAGCAGCAGCAGCAGCAGCAGCAGCAGCAGCUGUGGUGUCUGUACAGCUGCAAGAGUGUUUGGGAUUAAUAAAUUCUUUCUGUCGGCGAUUUCCUUCAAAUCCAACUUUUGCUGAAAUGAGGUUCCUCAUAUUGCAAGUAAAUGCUGCUGCUGCUGCUGCUGCUGCUGCUGCUGCUGCUGCUGCUGCUGGUCUCGCUUCCGGCGUUGUGGCUGCUGCUGCUGGUCGUUUUGCUGCUGGUGUUGUGGCUGCUGCUUCCAGUAGUGUUGCUGGUGGUGUUGUGGCUGCUGCUGCUGCUGCUGCUGCUGCUGCUGGUGUUGCUGCUAGAGCUGGUGCCGCUGCUGCUGCUGCUGUUGCUGCUGAGGCUGGUGUUGCUGCUGCUGCUGCUGUUGCUGCUGAGGCUGGUGUUGCUGCUGCUGCUAGUGCUGCUGUUGGUACUUCGUAUGCUGCUGCUGUUGCUGCUGUUGUUGUUGCUGCUGCUGCUGCUGCAGCUUUCACAAGCGCUGCUGUUGCCCUUGCCGCCGCUGUCCUUGCUGCUGCUGCUGUUGCUGCUGUUGCUGCUGCUGCUGCUGCUGCUGAUGCUUUUACUGGUUGUCUCUCUAUUCUUGUCGCUGCUGUGAGCAGCAAAAGCUGCUGCUGCUGCGGCAGCAGCAGCAGCAGAAGGAAAGGGCUAGAAGGAAGCAGCAGCAGCAACAGCAGCAGCAACAGCAGCAGCAGCAGCAGCAGCAAGGCAUCUUGCAGGCCUACUUAG